Nothoprocta perdicaria is the source of this 866-nucleotide messenger RNA. RefSeq names its product HIV-1 Tat interactive protein 2 (gene HTATIP2). The transcript is spliced from 5 exons. Gene Ontology annotation, biological process: import into nucleus. Lineage: Eukaryota; Metazoa; Chordata; Aves; Tinamiformes; Tinamidae. Bases 1 to 705 code for a protein of 234 amino acids. Gene Ontology annotation, cellular component: cytoplasm. The record is from RefSeq and is a predicted model, not a curated record.
AUGGCGGCGGGCGGCGGGGCGCCCCGCGGCUCCUGCUUCGUGCUGGGCGCCACGGGCGAGACGGGCCGGGCGCUGCUGCGGGAGCUGCUGGCCCGGCGCCUCUUCGCCCGCGUCACGGCCAUCGGGCGCCGCAAAGUGGACCUCGGCGCGGAGAGCGCGGCCGCCCUGGAGGAGGUGGUGGUGGACUUUGAGCGGCUGGACGAACACGCCGCCGCCUUCCAGGGCUACGAUGUCGGCUUCUGCUGCCUGGGCACCACGCGGGCCAAGGCUGGCGCGGCCGGCUUCAUCCGCGUGGACCGGGACUACGUGGCGCAGGCGGCAGAGCUGGCACGGGCCGGGGGCUGCAAACACUUCGUGCUGCAGUCCUCCCAGGGCGCCAACGAGCACAGCAGCUUCCUCUACCUCCGGGUGAAGGGAGAAGUGGAGAACCUGGUCCAGGCUGUUGGUUUUGAUCGCUGUACCAUUCUCCGGCCGGCGGUGCUGCUGUGCGCACGCCAGGAAUCCCGGCCGGCAGAGUGGGUUGCCCAGCAGUUCUUCGGCCUCGUGGCACGCGUGUUCCCCACCGCUUACUCGGUUCCCGUGAAGACCGUGGCGAGGGCCAUGGUGGCCUGCGUGCUGAAGCCGGGCAAGGGCAAGGUGGAGGUGCUGGAGAACAAGGCCAUCCAUCAGCUGGGAAAGGAAGAGCCACAACAGGGCGCAGAGUGAAAGGGAAGGGCAGGAGAGCAUGACUCACCUUCCAGGCGCUCUUCUGGGCCACGGAUGGAUGCAGGCACGGGUCUUACAUGGCUAUUGCGAUGGUAGAGAGGUGUUUCUUUGCAUGGCAGGUAAUUCUCUUGAGUGAUCUAGAAAUGCAGGUGCUGGCUGGU